CAUGGAAUAAUAAGGGUAAUAAAUUGCCCAACAUUAUUAACUAGGAUUUACAUUAUCUGUUCAUUUAGAUUGGUUAGCUACUGAAUGUUAAAAAAAGCUAUUUCAAUUAUUAAACCCUUUUGGUAAUUUCCAAUGUAAUUAUUUGACAUGGUUAAUAUUAUGAAUGAAUAAUUUAGUGUACAAC
Molecule: messenger RNA, 184 nt
Organism: Paramecium sonneborni
Lineage: Eukaryota; Ciliophora; Oligohymenophorea; Peniculida; Parameciidae
Source: the annotation of a GenBank genome assembly